Molecule: messenger RNA, 369 nt
Organism: Vittaforma corneae ATCC 50505
Lineage: Eukaryota; Fungi; Microsporidia; Nosematidae
Exons: 1
Source: RefSeq, a predicted model, not a curated record
GUGAGUGAGUACAGGGGAAAGUUCAAAUUUGUUGAGUUUAGAAUACCAGUUGGAAGGAGGGCCUACAGGGCCGAAGCCAAGGCGAGUGCCGGAGAGUGCGACUUUGACAUGAAAACGGGAACGGUGCACUGGAGAUUCAGGGACUGUCUCUUCGGUAGGGAAAGCAUCAGAAUAGCAGUGUGCUCGCUUGACGAGGAGAUGGCAAGCGAGCAGAAAAGGAGCAGCAUAUCCGUGGACUUCAGGCUUGAGGAUGCCGACGAUUCGCCCGUUAGGCUCGUGAGCUGUGCGAACAUCCUCCGGCCCAGCCAGAAGUUCUGGAUGAGGUGCACGACACAGAGCCAGGACUACAGGUUUGCCGGUGUUAAUUAA